Messenger RNA from Kwoniella mangroviensis CBS 8507, 831 nucleotides. RefSeq lists its product as uncharacterized. Bases 1 to 831 code for a protein of 276 amino acids. The record is from RefSeq and is a predicted model, not a curated record. The transcript is spliced from 3 exons. NCBI's taxonomy places the organism in Eukaryota, Fungi, Basidiomycota, Tremellomycetes, Tremellales, Cryptococcaceae.
AUGGGAAACCCAGAUCCCCUUGAAGGUCAGAUUAACGCUUUCUGGAGAGAUUGUCUCUUGGAGGAAGCCCCCUCAGAAACAAUAUGGUCCUACUCUUACUGCUUGAAUGACAAUGCUUUGCAAGCUAGUCACGGAGGACAUCAACAUCAUCCCGUAGGGUUCAGAAAUGACGACAUGUACAACAACGUUUCUUUAGAGGGACAGGACAAGACUUUAGGUAUCGAUACCAAUUGGACCUGGAACGAAGCCUUCAGUCUUGAUCCACAGGCUACUUUUGUUCCCGGUCGAAUCAGCAACGAUAAUUACUUCGAUUCCGCACAGGUGGAAUUCAGUCCUUUCUCGAGCACUACGUUUGGAACCUUGGGAUCAUUAGCAACUUCCUCUGCGCAAAUACCACCAAGCUCUUGUACCACCCACGAUGAUGCCCCUGUGGACAUUGAAGGAGCCUUCGAUGACUUCAGUUAUCGUCAAGAGUUGAAGAGUGAUAGACGAAGACGACCACCUGGCGCGAGCACGGGAAUCACUGACACCGGGAGCUCUCGAGUGAGUAAAUCUGGAAGAGUCCAAAAGCCAAAAACAGGUGGACACCAUACAUGGAUGUUGGACGAUAAGAUCGACAAGGCUCGAUCGAAAUAUGCCACUCUCUUUGCCGAAAGACAGAAAAUGAGAGAAUCGCUAAAUUCUCUUAUGGGGAUAUCCCAUACAAGUACAACCGACCCACCUCCUCCCGGUUGCUCAAAGCAGAGCUAUGAGCCCGGCGAAACCGACUUGACUGGUGAGUUGAUAUCACACUCUGGCGAACCGAAACUCUCGAAUCAGAAGCGAAAUUAA